This is a messenger RNA of Stylonychia lemnae, 930 nucleotides long. Lineage: Eukaryota; Ciliophora; Spirotrichea; Sporadotrichida; Oxytrichidae. The record is from the annotation of a GenBank genome assembly.
AUGGAUCCCUUUAACAUGAAUAUGAUGAAUUAGAAGUUUGACAUGUCGUUAGCUAAGUCUAAAUCAAACCCAAAUUAAUCAACAAGUAUUUUCCAGCCUGCUGAAAACGAUGAAUAUACUUUGCCAAGAGCAACUCUGACUCAGAUUAUAAAAGAGAUGCUGCCAAAUGAUACAAGGAUGUCUUGCUAGUCAUCUGAUUUAAUCAUUCAGCUCUCAAUGAACUUUUUACAUUACAUAUCUGAUAUGUCGAAUAAUGUCUGCAAUGAGGAGGGUAAGAAAACAAUAACACCAUCUCAUGUCGCAAAAGCCCUCAAAGACCUGAAAAUGGACACAUAUCUCUCACAAAUCCUUCAGCUAGGUAUAGACGAGGGCAAUGAAGUAUCAUUGAAUGAAAAAUAAACUAAGGACAUUAUUAGCUAAAAAAUGAUGGGAAAUCAGGGCGGAAAAAAAAAGAAGAAGCGAGGAGGAAAAGGCGGCUUCGAUAAUGGAAUGACUGAGGAGGAGAUGAUUGCUGAACAGAAGAGAUUAUUUUAGAAAGCUAUAGAUUACGAUUAUGAUGAUGACGAAGGAGAAAAUGGUGCUGACUAUUAAGGAAAUGCCGGACCUGGGGUUGGAUAGUAUGCAGGCAUGACAGAGGAGUAAUUAUAAUAUGCUCAGACAAUGUAUGAAGAAAAUCAAAGAUAGCAGAUAUUCUAGUACGAGUAGUUCUAAUAGUAGCAAUUUCAGCUAUAAAUGCAACAUUAAAACGGAAUUCAGCCAGAUACCUAAGUCAAUACUAACGCAUCCUCCUUUGCUUAGAAUAUUUAAGCAAACUAAACAAAUUUGUCAGAAAAUAAACUCUACUAAGACUAUAACCUCCAAAUGCAGAAGAUGAAGUCAUAAAAGGAAGUAGAAGAGAUGAACUUCGACGAGGAUGAUGAUGAGAAUUGA